ACUGCGAGACGAGCCACCCGCGCGUCGUGCAGUGCUCGGCCCGCUAUUUGUGAGUGGAAGAUUUGACGCGGAUGCUGUGCCGUAAUGGCCGGUGACUUGUGAAACCGCGACUCGGCGAUUCCGCCGAUUUACCGAUGUGACGUAUACGUGACCCGGAAAGUAUGGUCGGGAGAGCUUGACGUGCGUCGUUUCCUUUGUUUACUCGUCCAUUCGCCCGCGUCCCCGUCUUUUCGUACCAGACUAAUCACCGUGUGGAAAGUGUCGCUGUGCGUGUGAUUUGUUCUAUUUCGGUACUAAUAAAAUCUCGUAAGAAACUUAACGAGACUUGGGACAAAGUUGGUUUAAAUGCUGCCGAAAAUGAUAAACCUUAUGUUGCCGCAAGAAACCAGGUGUGGAGCAUGAUGAAGCAUAGGGUGUGCUACAGAAGUGUGUGAUGACAGUGGCAGCCCUCUAGUGCACCAGGACAAGUAACUCAUUUCUGUGACUGAACUGUUGUUUCGACACUCAUGGACAAGCGCAAGAUGUUGCCGAAACGUCCUCGCAUGGAUAAUUUGCGUGGCCCGAUUGCCAAUGGCCCUAUGCAGACUCGUCCUCUCGUGGCCCUCCUGGAUGGUCGUGACUGUUCAAUUGAGAUGCCGAUUCUGAAAGAUGUUGCUACUGUAGCAUUCUGUGAUGCACAGUCAACGUCAGAAAUACAUGAAAAGGUCCUAAAUGAGGCAGUUGGUGCCCUAAUGUGGCACACAAUAAUAUUAACAAAAGAAGACCUGGAAAAAUUUAAAACACUAAGAAUCAUUGUGCGAAUUGGAAGUGGAGUUGACAACAUUGAUGUCAAGGCAGCUGGGGAGCUAGGUAUAGCUGUGUGCAAUGUCCCGGGAUAUGGUGUAGAAGAAGUGGCAGAUACCACACUUUGCCUCAUCCUGAACCUAUAUAGACGUACGUAUUGGCUUGCCAAUAUGGUGCGUGAAGGAAAAAAAUUCACUGGUCCGGAACAAGUCAGGGAAGCAGCCCAAGGAUGUGCAAGAAUACGAGGGGACACGCUUGGCAUUGUUGGUCUCGGUAGAAUUGGUUCAGCUGUUGCUUUACGUGCAAAAGCUUUUGGCUUCAAUGUGAUUUUCUAUGACCCUUACUUGCCUGAUGGCAUCGAAAAGUCCCUUGGGCUUACUCGUGUUUAUACCCUGCAGGAUUUACUAUUCCAGUCAGACUGUGUGUCGCUGCAUUGCACUCUAAAUGAGCAUAACCAUCAUUUAAUAAAUGAGUUCACCAUCAAACAGAUGAGGCCAGGGGCCUUCCUGGUGAACACGGCACGUGGUGGCCUCGUGGAUGAUGAUGCCUUGGCUACAGCACUAAAGCAAGGUCGCAUACGUGCUGCAGCACUUGAUGUUCAUGAGAAUGAACCAUAUAAUGUAUUCCAAGGUCCACUGAAAGAUGCGCCGAACUUGCUGUGUACACCUCAUGCAGCGUUCUACUCGGAUGCGUCGUGCACAGAACUGCGCGAGAUGGCAGCCAGUGAAAUAAGGCGGGCUAUCGUUGGACGUAUUCCUGACUGCCUACGCAAUUGUGUGAAUAAGGAAUACUUCCUGGGAGGGACAGCUGCCGCUGCCGCAGGUUACGCUGAUGGCAUGAAUGGUGGUUAUUACACUGGAGCACUGCCUGUGCAGCAGGCACACUCAACAACACCACACGACCAGGUGCCACACUCAGUAGCAGCUGGUGCUGGUGGCGGCGCGGCAGGUGCAGGAGCAGGCGCUGUCCCUGGCCUUCCUCACAGUAUACCUCUGAAUACACCAGACCCAUCUAACCACCAUUCGCAGAAGCCAGAGCCGUCAGAAGUGCAUUAACAGGGUACACCCUGAAAAUGCUCCCACAGGCCCAGUAAAGGAGAAACUUAUCCUACGAGGAGGAAAAAAUUCAUGUCUUUGUUGAUUUUUGUAAUUGAAUGUUUAAGGAAAAACCAGAAGUUAACGAUUUUUCCCAUCUCCUGCACAAUAUCGCCUUCAGAAGAAUGAAGAGUUUCCAGGAGCCAUAUUAACAUUCACAUCUUCAUAUCUACUGGUGAUACAGCAUGUUCUUUAUUCUGAGUGUGUGUGAGUGGAAGAAACUGGUGAACCAAAAGUGGCCAGACUUUUGAUCUGUGACUUGUAGGAAAGGGUUGAAUGUUAGACAUACAGAUGUAGCCCUGGUGUUCCUCCAUUUUCUGCUACCUGGGUGUUCCAGCACUGGAAAACUUAAAUAAGUUCGCAUUUUCUACAUAAGGAAUACAACACAGUAUUGUUUCUGCAGUUUCAGAUAUUAAAUCUGUAAAUCAUUCUAAUUGUUUGUCGUGUUUGGACAGUGCAAUUUGAUAUAUGUACAAAUUGCGAUGUCUGUGUUGGACAGUGAUAAAGAGGCAUUCUGACACAUCACUUAGUGUAAAAUUAAGAUGAGAAGUUCUCUGAGAAAUAGUAGUAAGAGUGAUAAGAUAGAAAUAAUUGAUUUUUAUUGUAAUAAUUCAUUUUUAGUUCUAAAUGAACAACAUUCAUUUUGAGGAGACACAUUUUUUAAUGAUUUGAAGAAAUUGUUCUUGAGAUGCUCCACUUCAUCUACUUUCUGUUAAAUAAGAAUGAAGACAUGCUUAUUCAGCAUUGCCUCCAUGAAGCAUUAUUAUCGAAGACAGAUGCAGUAGCAUGGCAAUUGGAACCAAAAGUGUAAAGAUUUUCUCAUGUAUGUAUAGUUUCUGCAUUUAUAUUUGCAAAUGUACAUUUUGUUCUUCUCACAUUUGUGUUGUCAGGUAAUAAAAUGAUGCAUCUGUUUUUGAUAACUGUUCACACAUCAGCUGCUGUUGAGUAAAAGGCAACACUAUACUUCUCAUGGUUUCAGUGUUCGAGUGUUUAUAAAAAAUAGUCUAGGUCUCUCAAUAAUGUUUGUUAAAUACUUUUGACGAAUUCUGUGGUGUAGAGAACCAAAUUUAUUACCAAAAUGCUGAAAUAAGGAUUUUAUUGCAUGUGGAAACUGUGCAAUACUGCUUUUGUUCAUUUGGAUAUUGGUAAAAAGUACAUGAAUUUUUAGAAUACAGUUUUUUUGUUUUGUUUUAAGAUAGAUCAGUUGUGAAUCAUAUUAAACCAUUUCUGAAACCCCACAUUUAAAAGUUGUGCAUGUGUAUACUGUGAAAAAUUCAGAAAUGCUGUUUAGUUCCAAUUUGUGAAAUUACCAGAUUUUGAAUAGUGCCACUUAAGUAUUGAAGAGUUGUCACUAAAUGAGCUGUCAUUUGUUUUUGUAGCCAUCAUAAAAAGUAAAUAUCAGUCGAAUGAAAUAACUCUUCAGAUAAAAUUCAUUUCAGUCUAAUUUUAGUGCCCAAGUAGUAAUAAAUAUGGGGUUUCACAACUGUAGCAAUUUUAGUGACAUUUUUGUAUCACUUAUAUGCCCAAAUAUAAUUAACUUUAUUUCUAAA
Messenger RNA from Schistocerca cancellata (South American locust), 3427 nucleotides. It is a transcript of the gene CtBP, whose product is annotated as C-terminal-binding protein. The transcript is spliced from 9 exons. The record is from RefSeq and is a predicted model, not a curated record. Gene Ontology annotation, molecular function: transcription corepressor activity; oxidoreductase activity, acting on the CH-OH group of donors, NAD or NADP as acceptor; NAD binding. Lineage: Eukaryota; Metazoa; Arthropoda; Insecta; Orthoptera; Acrididae. The coding region runs from base 507 to 1838 and encodes 443 amino acids.